Sphaeroforma arctica JP610 is the source of this 627-nucleotide messenger RNA. RefSeq lists its product as hypothetical. Gene Ontology annotation, biological process: regulation of GTPase activity; signal transduction. The record is from RefSeq and is a predicted model, not a curated record. NCBI's taxonomy places the organism in Eukaryota, Ichthyosporea, Ichthyophonida. The transcript has 5 exons. Gene Ontology annotation, cellular component: cytoplasm. The coding region runs from base 1 to 627 and encodes 208 amino acids.
AUGUCUCUUAACGGAAUUGCAUCUGCCACAUUUGCUGCGCGAGCGGCUUUUCCAGCCAAGACAUGUUACCAAUUGUACGGCCCUUCGGAGUCCUUCUCGGCGCUCUUGAGGAAGGAGAUUACGCCGGAUUUGUACACUCCAGCCACAACGGCUCCAUCUAAGACGGCCAAAUAUAUCGGCCAAAACUUGGCAGCGCAAGCUUUGACGUACGUGAAGCAGAUUAAAGCUGCCGUACCAGAAUUUUUAUACGAGCUUGGAUCUCAGAUCUCUCGUAAAGAGUUUUUAACCACCAAAGGCAUCUUCCGCCUCCCAGGCGGGCUUAAGCAGAUCCAGCUGCUGGAGAAAAAGAUCGAAUUACCCAACGCUGAUGUGAAGGGGCUGCUCUCUGAGGUGGAGGACUCUCGAGUCCUCACCGGACUACUAAAGGUCUACAUAAAAAACCUUCCACAGCCCAUCAUCAACUCCAGCGAAUUGAACGAAUUCGAAAGAGCACUAGACAACGACGAAACCUUCAUGCAAUUGGCAAUGAUCAUGCCGGAUAUGCAUCUCAAUGUCCUGCGAUAUAUUUUAAGGAUAUUGAGAGCCAUUGCGGCAAGAAAAAAGGUCAAUGAGAUGAACGCCGAGUAA